Staurois parvus is the source of this 379-nucleotide messenger RNA. NCBI's taxonomy places the organism in Eukaryota, Metazoa, Chordata, Amphibia, Anura, Ranidae. The record is from the annotation of a GenBank genome assembly.
CGUCCUCCCACUCUAACCGCACAUGCGUGGCUCCGGGGCCAUGCAGCGCAGCGAUCAGUGCCCCAGCAGUGCCACCUGUCAGUGUCCAUCAAUGCCAGCUGUCAGUGCUCAUCAAUGCCACCUGCCAGUGCCCAUCAGUGCCACAUCAAUGCCACAUAUCAGUGCCCAUCUGAGCUGCCUUUUAGUGCCACCUAUCAAUGCCAAUCAGUGCCACCUAUCAGUGCUGACAAUCUGUGCCACCUAUCAGUGCCAGUUAGUGCUGCCUAUCAGUGCCAGGCAGUGCUGCCUAUCAGUGUAUAUCAGUGCCGCCUAUCAGUGCCCUUCAGUGCUGCCAGUCAGUGCCACCUAACAGUGCCAGGCAGUGCUGCCUAAAAGUGCC